UCAGGUCAGCAUGACUUUUUUAUACCGUACACUCAGGGUUUAAUGCUUUCCUUGCACAAAACAACCUAGAGAUUAGACAAAAUAUAGAGAGAAAUGAAAAACAAAAGCUAAGAGGUUAAAAGGUCAGUCAACUGGCCUCUCUUGCAAACAAAAAGCCAUGUCUAUGAACUUAUGCCAACGGCUUCUCCACAGAACCAGGAAUUUCUUCUCCCUCUGUUAUCACAACCGAGUCAUGCCCGAGUCAUGGACCCCCGUUCACUACAGAACCAUGCAUCAUCUCAGCCACUCUCCUGAAGCCAAAGAGAUGUUCCAAGCUCAAUCCCACCUCUACAACCACACCUUCAACUUCAUCUCUUCCAUGUCUCUCAAAUGCGCGGUCCAACUCCAAAUCCCCGACGUCAUUCACGACCAUGAGCGACCCAUGACCCUCCUCGAGCUGGCCUCGGCGCUCCGAAUCCACCCGUCCAAAUCGACAUGUCUUUACCGCCUCAUGCGGGUUUUGGUUCACUCGGGCUUUUUCGCAGAGACCCUAGUUUUGAAGAAAGGAGAAGAAGACGAAGAAGAAGAAAUUAAGGCUUAUGUCUUGACUCCUUCGCGUUUGCUACUGAGCGAUAAGGUCGUGGGGCUCUCUCCAUUCGUCGUGGCCAUGCUCGAUCCAGCUCUUGUGACUCCUUGGCAUUUUCUUGGAGAUUGGCUCCAAGGAAAUAACGAUAACGAUCGCAGAGACAAAUUAAUCAAUCCUUUUGAGGCUGCGCAUGGAGUCAAUCUAUGGGACUAUGGGAGGAAGAAUCCUGAAUUUGGGAAUACAUUUAAUAGAGCAAUGGCCAGUGAUUCUCAGAUGAUGAAUUUGGUAAUUAAGGAUUGCAAAGAGAUAUUUGAAGGGUUGAAUUCUUUGGUGGAUGUCGGAGGCAGCACGGGAAUCGUGGCGAGAAUAAUCUCCGAGGCGUGUCCGGGGUUGAAGUGCACGGUGCUCGAUCUCCCGCAUGUGGUCGUCGGCUUGCCGGACAGUGAGAAUGUGGAGUUUGUUGGUGGUGAUAUGUUUGAGUCCAUUCCUUCUACAGAUGCUGUUUUACUCAGGUGGAUGUUGCACGCUUGGAGCGACGAGAACUGUGUGAAGGUGCUGAGAAAAUGCAAAGAAGCAAUUGGUGACAGAAACAACGAGCAAGCAAAGGUGAUAAUAAUAGACAUUGUGAUAAGUGAGACCGAGGACGAUGCUCAAGAAGAAACUGCGACAAAGCUCUUCUUCGAUGUAUUGAUGAUGACCUCGGUCACAGGAAGAGAGAGAACCGAGAAAGAGUGGGAAAAACUUUUCUUGGAGGCCGGUUUCAGACAAUACAAGAUAACUCCUAUGUUUGGUUUGAGGUCUCUAAUUGAAGUUUUUCCUUAGGUAGUGCGUGUCAUUUUGAUUCAAAUAAAGCAGAUAUGUUGUCUCCAAUUAUUGAUCUAUAUGCUGCCUCCAUCACGGGA
Messenger RNA from Syzygium oleosum, 1467 nucleotides. Its product is annotated as trans-resveratrol di-O-methyltransferase-like. Gene Ontology annotation, biological process: methylation. The record is from RefSeq and is a predicted model, not a curated record. Gene Ontology annotation, molecular function: S-adenosylmethionine-dependent methyltransferase activity; O-methyltransferase activity; protein dimerization activity. The coding region runs from base 158 to 1387 and encodes 409 amino acids. NCBI's taxonomy places the organism in Eukaryota, Viridiplantae, Streptophyta, Magnoliopsida, Myrtales, Myrtaceae. The transcript has 2 exons.